Molecule: messenger RNA, 4765 nt
Organism: Chaetomium fimeti
Lineage: Eukaryota; Fungi; Ascomycota; Sordariomycetes; Sordariales; Chaetomiaceae
Product: SNF2 family N-terminal domain-containing protein
Exons: 6
Coding region: 456-4307 (1283 amino acids)
Biological process (GO): double-strand break repair via homologous recombination
Cellular component (GO): nucleus; cytoplasm
Molecular function (GO): ATP-dependent chromatin remodeler activity; ATP binding
Source: RefSeq, a predicted model, not a curated record
GCGAGAUUUGAGUCGAGGCAGCCACGUCCAACCUCAAAUAGGCACCACUGCCACACAUCCGACAGAAGCCGCCGAGGGAAGAACAAAUGCGUUUCCGAUGUCGUGGUGAUCCUGUUCUGCGUUUCUACUUUCUACCUACCUUCUGUGUAGGUUAGUAGUCUGGGGUCAGGUUAUCUGCGCCGCAUUGUGCACCCGCGCCUGCGUUCGAUCUCAAGCUCAAGCCUGCUCAAGCCUGCUCGAGCCUCGUUCGUGCCUUCCCCCCCGAACGCAUCACCCACGCGCCAUCAACAAAUUAUCCACCCAUCGUGCCCCACGCUCUCCCUCGAACUUCCAUAAAGUGCCGUCCAACCAAGGAUUGUUGCCCGUGGUUGUCGCCCUUCUCCUGUACCUUCCCCGUCAUCCGGGCUCGACAGCCACCACUCGAGAUCCUAGUAUGAAGAUGAGAAAAUAAGGCCAUGGCUUCCACAAGAAACAACCAUUCAGCUUCGGCUGGCCUGUCUUUCGCCGACGAUGCGCCCGAAGACCCCGCUGCCAUCAUCGAGCGCCUUUCGGAUGAGUUGACAAUCCAGCAGGCUAUGUUGGCCUCUCUCCGCGAUCUUCCCGAAUCAAAUGCGGAGGACAUUGAGGAUAUUAGGGCGAAUAUUGCGGAUCUCGCACGCCAGAUCACCGAAGCAAAGGGCGAAGGCCAGUUGGCACGUUCGAGAAUGGGCGAUGACGGAGGUGGCCGCAGCAGCCAGGGUACAUCAACGCCCUCUAGCAAUACACUCUCGAUACGCUCAGAUUCGGGGGACGGGUAUGGGUCGGGCCCAGGCAUCAAAACACGAAAGCGUUCUAUUGGAAGCUCACAUUUGGGUGCUGAUCCGCUACACCGAGGUGUCGCCAAAUCGCGGCGGACUACUCCGAGUCCGGGUCCUAGGGCCUUGAACUCUGACUUUGGAGCGUUUGCCGAAGACGACUUCUCCCAGGUUAUUGACCUGACCGGUGACGAUGACAAUGCAUGGCGGUCAACCAUACAACGACAAAAAGAAGCAGAGGAACGCUUAUCCCGAAGGAAGACGGAAGUAGACAGAGAUGCUGCGUUGGCGAGGCAAUUCAACGGGCGCGCCUCACAAUCCCCAAACGGGCCGACUUUCGCAUCGCCAUCCCGGUUGGGCCAGAAUAAUGCCUUUAACCGCAUCCUAGGCAGGUCUUCUCAAGCCUCUCCAUGGUCAACGGACCGGGCCGACCGCAUCAAGCAGGAGCCGGGCCCAUCACUGGCGACGAGACCCCAUACCUCGGUCAAAACGGAACCGAUGAGCUUCACGGGGCGCACCGGUGAUAGCCGUCGGGCGGGAUCGUCUACAGUCAAACCCGAGCCGAUAGAGCACGGCUUCCAAAUCCCGGGGGCAUAUAUUGAUUCGGAAGAGGAGAACGAUUCCUGGGUUGGUAGUUCACGAAACUCAUUCGUCGCCCCUCCUCCCCCCUCUCGGCCAUCCCUGCCUUCACUGUCUUCACCAUUCUCUUCAUACAAUGCAGCCAACCUGCCUACACUACCAUCAUUGUCACGAACUGGGCCAUUUGGUGUCCCUGCCAUCGAGAUGGCCAGGCAAGCCUCGAUUGCACGGCAAGAAGGUACGCCUUGGCCGCCGGUCGGUCCGAUCAACCCGCAACUGCAUGCAAAUGGCAGAUCCCCCGAGGGUACCCCGAAUGGGCGCUCUUUCGUCAUACCGUCUCUCAAUGCUGAUCGGCCAGGCUUUAUGAGCAACGGCGCCUACCACACCCCACCGGGGUCGUCAGUGUUUGGCGCUCCUCCCAGUCUCGCCGACACUAUCGGCCGUGUCAAUGGGUUCAACUUCGACAGCAUGACCGAUGUGAACGGAAAUCCGUUGAACGAACGCCUCACAAGUUUCCUGGACGACUAUGUCAACGACCCUAGGAAGACCGAGGAGGAUAUACAGAAUCUUCUCUCAAACAUCCGUCCGGAUAUGGAUCUUCCCGAGGAGGAACGUGGGGAAACCCCCGAAGCCAUGAAAUACCCUCUUUAUCCGCACCAACAGCUGGCUCUAAAGUGGAUGACAGAUAUGGAGGAUGGAACAAAUAAAGGCGGCAUCUUAGCAGAUGAUAUGGGUCUUGGCAAGACCAUCUCAACCCUCGCAUUGAUGGUCUCUCGGCCGUCCUCUGAAAACAUCAAGACCAACUUAAUCAUCGGUCCCGUCGCUCUCAUCAAACAAUGGGAACUCGAGGUGAAAAAGAAAGUGAAAGGGGCUCACAAGUUGAGCGUCUUCCUUCUCCAUUCCAAGAAGCGACCUUUCUCCGAGCUCAAGAAGUACGACGUCGUGCUUACCACAUACGGGUCGGUAGCCGCUGAGUGGAAACGCUACAACAGUCACAUCGAGCAACGGAACGGGUCAGCCCGGUACGUCGAGGAAGAUGACAUGGAGCUCGCCAAAAAGUGCCCGUUGCUUCAUCCACGAAGCAAGUUCUACCGCAUCAUCCUGGACGAGGCUCAAUGUGUCAAGAACAAAGACACCCAGGGGUCGAGGGCUGUCCACAAGAUCAACGCUACCUACAGAUGGUGCCUUACUGGCACCCCGAUGAUGAACGGUGUAUCGGAAUUGUACCCUCUCAUUCGGUUCCUCAGAAUUAGGCCGUAUUGUGAUUUCAAGACCUUUCAAAGGACAUUUAGAGGACUCACCGCGAAGAGCAAUGUCUCCACUUACAUACGGGACAACGCCAUGCGACAACUGCAGGCUGUAUUAAAGGCAAUGAUGCUGAGACGCAUGAAGAACUCGGAGAUUGACGGCAAGCCCAUUCUAACACUGCCACCGAAGACGGAGAACUCGGACCACGUUGUCUUCUCCGACGACGAGCGCCAGUUCUACCAGGAUCUCGAGUCGAGGUCUCAGGUCCAAUUCAACAAAUUUCUCCGUGCGGGGACUGUCGGCAAAAACUACUCCAACAUUCUUGUUCUUCUGUUGCGUCUUCGCCAGGCUUGCUGCCAUCCUCACCUGACAGAGUUCGAGGUCACUGGCGCCGCCGUUUCGGAUGUCGACAUGGUAGCUCUGGCCAAGGAGUUGGAUACCUCGGUGAUUGAGCGGAUCAAGGCCAUUGAGGCGUUCGAGUGCCCUAUCUGCUAUGAUGGUGUACCGGACCCGCUGCUCGUCGUUCCAUGCGGUCAUGAUACUUGUACGGAGUGUUUCACCUCGCUUACGGAGAACAUGGUGCAGGACAACAUCAGGCUAGGCGACGAGAACAACCGGGCCGCCAAAUGUCCGGUCUGCCGUGGGCCGGUCGAGCCAAAGAGGGUUAUCACCCUUACUGCCUUCCGGAAGGUGCAUGCGCCCGAAGCUCUUCCAGCCGGCGAUGAUGUCGCCGGUGAUGAUAUCGCCGAAGAGCUUUCCGACGUCACCGACUCGGAUUCAGACUCGGAUAGCUUUUCGUCAGACAACGAGAGUGAGCCUGAUGCGGACCGUUUUGGAAAUCUCGCAGGUUUCGUCGUUCCCGAUAAUGAAGGUGACGAUGUCAAAAGCGAGACCGUCGACACCGACGAGGAAUUGGACGCUGCGGCUAGGGCUUUGAAGACAAAAGGGGCCGAUCAGGGCAAGGCGGUAAAGAAGUCCAAGGCGGCCAAAAAGCGGGGUGGGAAAAACAAAAAGAAGAGCAAAGGAGAAGGCAAGGCCAAGGCCGAAGAGAUCAAGCCUCACAUGCUCAAGCAGCUACGCAACGAUGCGGAUAGGAACAAGGAAGCCCGCCGCCGGUACAUGCGUUACCUUCGCGAUAACUGGGAAGACUCGGCUAAAGUCACCCAAGUUAUCGAGCUCCUCAAGGAGAUCCAGGAGACGGACGAAAAGACCAUCAUCUUCUCCCAAUGGACCACCCUUCUCGACAUGAUCGAGUGCCAGAUCAAGGACAAGCUCAACAUCCGCUACUGCCGCUACACGGGCAAGAUGUCGCGCAACCAGCGCGAUGAGGCCGUCCAGGACUUUGUCGAGAACCCCCGCAACACCGUCAUGCUCGUAUCGUUGCGCGCGGGCAACGCCGGCCUGAACCUAACCGUCGCGAGCCGCAUCAUCAUCUGCGAUCCGUUCUGGAAUCCCUUCAUCGAAGCACAGGCGGUCGAUCGCGCCCAUCGCAUCGGCCAGCAGCGCGAGGUCAAGGUCCACCGCAUCCUGGUUAAGGAGACGGUCGAGGAUCGCAUCCUGGCCCUGCAGGAGAACAAGCGGAAGCUGGUUGAGGCGGCCCUCGACGAGGGCCAGAGCAAGAGUGUGGGGAGGCUGAGUGAGCGCGAGUUGGCCUACCUGUUUGGUGUCAACUCCGCGAGGCGCUAAGGGGAUGGUAUCUUCCUUCCCCUUCCUCAAGUGAGUUCAUUGUUUGGAGGCGUUACGACUACUGCCGUGGCUAUAGCACGCUGGCUGUCUGGUUUCUUUUUGCCUUUUUUUCUUUUUUGUUCGCGGAGAUUUAUUGUUCGAGUAACGGCUUGCUCAUUUCAUUGCCAACCUCGCUUCACAAUGUCACGGAGAAUGGAGACCUCGCGGUCAUGGACAUGACUAGACUUUUCGCCUUUGAUGACAACGGCGGGGCGGGGGCUUUUGACGGGGUGCUGAUACCCGGGAUGGAUGGGAACUCAGUAGAGGUCCGGACUGGACUGUGUGCUAGAUGUAUAUUUGCUCGGUACCCCGCAGCGGAUGCCAUACUUAUGAAGUUAUGACGCGAUAUGGCUUUAGCAACCCAGGUUUUACGGGGGUGGUAUGGUGGUAUGGUAAUAUAUAUAUUGCAUUGUUAUUAG